ACGCGGCUACGGGCUGAGGAGACACAAGAGAAGCUGCUGUCGCCAGUGUCGGAGCCGCCACCGCUGCCACCGCCUCUUGGAAUCGCAGGAUACUCCGCUUCGCCGCCGCCCAGCCUGCCGCGACAUGCCGUCCGAGAAAACCUUCAAACAGCGCCGAACCUUCGAACAGAGAGUAGAAGAUGUCCGGCUCAUCCGAGAGCAGCAUCCUACCAAAAUCCCGGUAAUAAUAGAACGAUACAAAGGUGAGAAGCAGCUUCCAGUCCUGGAUAAAACGAAAUUCCUGGUGCCUGAUCAUGUCAACAUGAGUGAGCUCAUCAAGAUAAUUAGAAGGCGCUUGCAGCUCAAUGCUAACCAAGCCUUCUUCCUGUUAGUGAACGGACAUAGCAUGGUGAGUGUGUCCACACCGAUUUGUGAGGUGUACGAAAGCGAGAAGGAUGAAGAUGGAUUCCUGUACAUGGUAUAUGCCUCUCAGGAGACUUUCGGAAUGAAGUUGUCUGUGUAAGACUAGAAAAAUGUAUCUGUGCUAGAAUUUUUUAAACCCUUACCAAGGAAUAAAAAAGGGAUGUUACCAACUGAGAUUUAUCAGCUCAUCUAAUCACAGAUCAUCCAAACAGUAGUUUUCCUGCCUAGGAGUCUUAGGAAGUUGUUUUUGUACUUCACGCAGAAAAACGGAGCUCCGGACGAGCACAUUCAGCUUUGGAAAACUUUAUUACUUAACCUAGGCUGUUUUGUUUUCACAUACAGAAGUUUAAAAAAUAAAAUACUUUGCAUUCUAAGUUGCCAGUAAAAUAGAUUUUCAAGUUAUUUUUAAUGCUCUUUUCCCAAAAGGAACUUAGAAUUUGAGCAUUCAGAGGGACAGUUAAGUCUUGUCUCUAGGUUCAUAGAACCUGCCAACUUUUUAUGGAAGGGUUUCUACUCAAGUAGAGAAAUCUUAAGAGGAUCUUUCAGCGUUAAGUUGUCAGGCAUGGCCACGUCCAUCCCAGUGUAUCUGCCAUAAUAGUUGGAAAAAGGGUGAAUUGGGGGUACACAGGAAACUAUAAGCCUGAGCUGCUGUGCAGGGUUCCUGAUCUGCUAAUAAGUGUAUUCCAGGUCAGCACUCAUGAGGAAGUUCUCAUUUGGUUACUUCUCUAGACAGUACAUGCAAAAAGACCACUGCUCAACAGGAACCUUGGAUAAUUGAUGAUUUUGGUCAAGUUUCUCCAAAGGCCUAGAGAAAGAAUGGCGUUUCUUCCGUUUUGGACAUUCUCUGCAGAGUCAAGAUACUGCCUGCUUUGGUCAACGCCAGGCAGUCACAUCACUUUCAUUCUUUAGGACAGGGUGGGAAACCACAGGAUUCAGAUGUCACUUCCUCUACCUUCUGGCUGAAACUGUAGAUGAUCCAUGUUUUAUGUUAAGUGUGUGACUAAAAUACGUAAUUAGACACUUUUAAUUUAAGAGUAUCUCAGUUACCACUGUUAGGUCAAGCAACCCUCAGUUUCCCCAUUCUAUGUGCAUGUCACUUUGGAAAAUAGCAAAAGGAAAAAAUGUUCUUUUACAGCUAUUAAUGGCAAAAGUUAAACAUGUUCAAAAGUCCAGCUAGAAUAAAUAACCAGUGCUUCCUGUUACCUGCA
Sus scrofa (pig) is the source of this 1610-nucleotide messenger RNA. RefSeq names its product microtubule associated protein 1 light chain 3 beta (gene MAP1LC3B). The record is from RefSeq and is marked provisional. NCBI's taxonomy places the organism in Eukaryota, Metazoa, Chordata, Mammalia, Artiodactyla, Suidae.